UAAACCUUCCUUUUCAUGCCAUGUGACAUUACAUUAUACCAAUUUCUUGUGUACACUACAAUCACAAGUCUAAAAUCUAAUUUUUUUACUCUAUUUUCUCCAACCUAAUUGCCACGCACCACCACUGUUAUGGCUUUGGCCAACCCAUUUUCGCUGGCUUUGCCUUCAACGAUGCCAUGCAAACACAACUCUUCAAUAGUGCCACUUUGCACUCUAACUUCUCAACCAUUUAAACUUAGACCAUUAUCAUUUACAUUCAGGAAAAAGCAGCAUCACAUGUGUGGUGCCCUCAAAGGUGCACCUUUGGUUGAUCACAAAGAUGGGGAGGAUCAGAAGGUUGUUCUUGUUGACCUUUCCAGUGAAGAGGGGCAGAAAGAUGAGAAGGUGGUUGUAGAAUAUGAUUGGACACAAGAAUGGUACCCUUUGUACCUUACUCAUGAUGUGCCUGAUGAUGCACCGCUUGGUCUCAAAGUGUUUGACAAGCAACUAGUUUUGUUCAAAGAUGGCAAUGGAAAGCUUAACUGUUAUGAAGAUCGCUGCCCUCAUAGGUUAGCAAAGCUAUCAGAAGGCCAGUUGAUUGAUGGAAGGCUUGAGUGCCUAUACCAUGGAUGGCAAUUUGAAGGUGAAGGCAAAUGUGUGAAGAUACCUCAGCUUCCAGCUGAUGCUAAAAUCCCUCGAUCUGCCUGUGUUAAAACAUAUGAGGUGAGAGAUUCUCAAGGAGUUGUGUGGGUAUGGAUGUCUCAAAAGACAACUCCAAAUGUUGAUAAAAUACCUUGGUUUGAGAACUUUGCAAGGCCAGGAUUUCAAGACAUUUCAACAGUUCAUGAACUCCCAUAUGAUCACUCUAUUCUUCUAGAAAAUCUGAUGGAUCCUGCUCAUAUCCCAAUCUCACAUGAUAGAACAGAUAUGAGUGCAAAAAGAGAGGAUGCACAGCCACUUUGUUUUGAGGUGACUGAAAGAACUGAUAGAGGUUUUGCAGGUUGGUGGGGCAAAGAGAAAGAUGGAUCUAUGCCUAACCGUUUAAGGUUUGAAGCUCCUUGUGUUCUUCAAAACAACAUAGAAAUUGUUGAUAAAAGUGGUGAAAAACACUACUUCAGUGGUUUGUUCCUAUGUAGACCAACUGGACAAGGGAAAUCCAUGUUGAUAGUGAGGUUUGGAGGAACAAAAAGUUUUCCACUAUCAAAACUGUUCCCCAAAUGGUAUCUCCAUCAAAAUGCAAGCAAAGUGUUUGAGCAAGACAUGGGGUUCUUAUCAUCCCAAAAUGAAACUUUGAUAAAAGAAAAGGUCCCCACAAAGGAACUAUACUUUAAUCUAAGAUCAUCAGAUACAUGGGUUGCUGAAUACAGAAAGUGGAUGGACAAAGUUGGGAAUGGAAUGCCAUAUCAUUUUGGUCACAACACUAUUUCCUUACCAAAAGAACCUGCAGUGGUUGAGCAUGCACCUGCUGGACUCAUUGCAGGAAUGUCAGCUGCUUCACCUGCUAAGGGAGGCAUUGGUGAAAUGCAUGCUCCUAAUUUAGCCAAUAGAUAUUUUAGACAUGUCAUACAUUGCAAAGAGUGUAGAAGUGCAUUGAAAGCUUUUCAAUCUUGGAAAAAUAUUUUUUCAGCUAUAGCAGUUGGAUUGGUGGCAUUGGCAAUUGUGGUGUCUGGGACACAUUGGAAAGCCCUUCUAUUGGUAUCUGCAUCCCUUUGCUCAGUUGGAGUCUAUGCUUGCUCAACUGCUAUUGCUAUGGCUACAUCGAACUUUAUUAGGACUCAUAGGAGAUUGUGAACUUUGAGCUGCUACAAAUAGUUUAUCCGUUGGAAUACUUAGUUUGUCUAAUGAUAUAGUGCCUGUCUGUGUAUAAGUUGAAACAGAGUUUGGGGAAUUUUCAAGACAGCUCAAUGGAGUUUUCUCAAAGCCUUUAUUGCCUGUCUGUGUAUACCCAAAUGACAUGCUUGUUUGAUAACCUUAGCAAUGUUUCCCCCCAACCACCUGCUAAUAUUUUCUCUGUGUUAUUAAAUUUUAAAUCUGUCAUAUUAUACCUUAUGUGUCAAUGUUUGUUGACUUUUCAGUGAUCUUUUUUUCUCAUUUAAUGACAAUAUUAUGAUUUUAUUAUACAAAAAUAUUUUAUUUGAAAAUCGCUUGUAGCUUUUAUAAACAAACUGCAUGAGAUGAAUACAUACAAUACUAAUAUAUCAAUUUAGCAUUAUAUAAAUGAAACAACAAAAAUUUAUCAACCAGUUUUGCUUUAGAGACAAGAAAAUUUGAUCAAUCAGUUUUGAGCAUUGUUAUAAUAAUUAUCUUAAAAUAAGACUUUUUAAUAUCAGUAACAAAUAGAGGUCACUUUUCAUAACUAAAUCAAAU
Molecule: messenger RNA, 2346 nt
Organism: Abrus precatorius (Indian licorice)
Lineage: Eukaryota; Viridiplantae; Streptophyta; Magnoliopsida; Fabales; Fabaceae
Product: protein TIC 55, chloroplastic-like
Exons: 3
Coding region: 130-1770 (546 amino acids)
Biological process (GO): protein targeting to chloroplast
Cellular component (GO): chloroplast
Molecular function (GO): 2 iron, 2 sulfur cluster binding; chlorophyllide a oxygenase activity
Source: RefSeq, a predicted model, not a curated record